This is a messenger RNA of Durusdinium trenchii, 5679 nucleotides long. The record is from the annotation of a GenBank genome assembly. Lineage: Eukaryota; Dinophyceae; Suessiales; Symbiodiniaceae.
GCAUUCUCCCCCCUUUGUGAGACCUCCAAGCGGUUUGCACGGGCGCGCGCGCCGCCAUGGCGCCGUGCGAGAACAUCCGGUGCGGUGCGUGCGGGUGUUCUCCGCUGUGGAGAAUUGCAUGGAGAUCCUUGAGUAGUCAUGGCAGUGGAAUUGCGGGACUCGUGGCCUUUCAAUACAUCUCUUUCAAACACAUGCUCAGUCGAGUGGAAGUCUCCACCGAGAGCUCCAAGUUGCUCUGGUGUGCCGUCUUGGCCAUUGCAUCAUUCACGUGUGUGGCGGUCUAUGCAAGUUUCUGGCACAUCUUGCAGGACUACGUGCGACGUGUGGCCAUUGAGAAGGCCAUGUCCCAGGGCUUUGGCGUGCGCUUCCCUGGUCCGGCACAGCUGCACCAGACGCGCCUGGGACGUUGCACCAUCCUGCUGGCUCUUUUAAACAUGAUCAUCUUGGUGGCAGAUCUGGUAAGAAGCAUCUGGCGAGAAGAGACGUCAAGACCGGAUCAACUGCGAAUUGAUUGGGAAGUCCUCUCAAGAACUGCACCUUUGAUGAUGUACUUGCGAAACCUCUCCUCCAUUGCAACGUCACCCUCGUACCCCUGGCACCAGUUCCAGUGGCUUUUGCAGCAUCCACUACCUCUCCACGAGCUCUUAGCCUCAGCUGAGAUGGAUGGGGAACGCAACGACUGCUGGCACAGGAUCUCUGCCGCUCUCUCCCGCAGGGGCGUGCGUUCCUCGGCGGGGAUCGAACUUCGCAAUCUGAAUCCGGAGGCGGAAGAAGCUUCUGAUGUGAGUUCAGUCAUGGAGGCGCCGGUGCCCACGGUUUCGGCCGCUCCAUGGCCGCUCUUGUGUUAUUUGCGUCCCCUGGUUGCGGACCGGCCCUAUGCCUGCCACAUGCACGCGUGCCUUGCGGUGGGGAUGCUGGUGAUCUUUGCCACAGUCCUCCCAACAUGGCUUUGGCGGAUUUAUGAGCACAGCUUCAUUCCACAAUACCUCGACCUUCACGUGGAAGGUGGCACCAUAAAACUGGCAGAUCGGGCUGUGGAUGGCGUUGACUACUGGCUUCUUCCCUUCGACCAGCCUCGGCUCCUCCUGCGCCUGAAGCCGGAUGUGUCCACGGCGAGCAGAUUCUACAAGUGCCCCAAGGACAUCUGCGAACCGGCCAUCGAACGAAGCUUUCAGAUGCACCACUCGAAGAUGGAUCCCAUCGAAAUGGUCUUGACCGAGGAACACUUCGGGCACCGGAGCUCCUUCGAGCUGCGGGGCUUCUUUCGACGGAAGGUCUACGUGGGGGUGGUGGGCUUCGAACGGAUCUGGAUGAAACUGGGCAUGGAUCUUCCCCAGACCUUGGAGAUGUUCGGCAAGAACUGCUUCGCCAAACCGCUGGUCCGGCGGGACGUUUUGUUCCCCAAAGACGACCACCUGACGGCGGAGCUCGGGUUUGGAGCCAACUGGGAUUUGAUGGAGUUGGUCUGGACUCCUGAGCUCACGGUGCACCGUUUGGAUCGGAACCUCAAGCGGGAAAGCAGCACACAACUGGCAUGCGAAGCGCUCGGGCACGAUCACCUGUUCACCUGCCGGGGCCUCUCGUUUACGACUCAUUGCCCAGCUUCGUGCGAUUUGGUGGUCAGGAAGCUGAAGGUCAAACCGAGAAAGCUGGUGGACCGAACCUCCACCGAGCGAAGCUUCAGUCUCACGGCACAAAUCCGCGAUACAGAAGGCUUCUUCUUGGCCCCGCUGCUCGAGAAGCAGAAGGCGGUGGAAGUGCUUCGCUUGACGAGCGGAGCGCAUCCCAGCACAGAGAUGCUGAAAGCAGUGGCAGCGCGAAACAAUCUGCUGGCCGAAGCCUAUCGAAGCUUCGGAGCUGGAACCGGGAGUGGCUCCGGCGAAGCCCGUCGAAGUACCAGCCUCCUUUUGACGGGGUUGACGUGUGUGGGAAAGUCCUCGGCCUGCUAUUUCCUGACCAACAAUGAGACCUGUGAGUUUUCCAACUCCUUGGAGUCUCACACGAACUCCGUCUUCCAAGUGACCGGGCAUGCGUUUGAAGAUCGGAUGCAACUGAUCUUGAGAGUCUGGGACAUCCCGGGAUUCGGUGAUACCAAGGGAGAGGAGAGUUUUCAGGAGCAGUGGGCACAAACGAUGGCGCACCUGGCGGAGCAUGAGACCGGCUUGGAUUGCAUUCUUUGGGUUGUGAAUGGGGCCAUCCGGCGAAAGCUCGCAGUGCGUAGGGAGAUGCUCCGACACUAUCGCUCAGCCUUCGGUGCGUCGUUCUACAGCUACCUGAAAGUUCUGGUGAACUUUGUUCCCAUGACAGACGAAGCAUCACAUCAGAUCCUCAUGCAUGAGUGGAUCCAACAGUUUCGAGACUUCAUCAUUGAGGAGGAGAAGGAACUGCUGAGAGAUGACUGGGAGCAGCUGGAAGAACGAGUGGUCACCGCCGUCAAGGAGAAGCUGUCGAUCCUGGUGGUGGACUUGAACCCCUCCUAUUUGACCGGACCGGAGAAGGUCGAAGUUCCACUCUCAGCGCCGUUGGUGAGUCGGAUACCUCCCUACAGCCAACCAGUGAACCUGCCAGAUCUUCUGCAGCUGGUGGAGGAGCUGGGCGCGUCGAGCUCCGGAUCACGGGCGCUGUAUCGGGCGCCGCUGGCGAUCCGCCCCAGCUGUCCACGGAGGGGCUUCGCAGAGGUGGAGGCUGAAGCCACGGCGGUGGAGAUCCACGGGGAGAGCCAUGAGUUUCAAAUCAUCGUGAGGAUAGUCGGGAAGUAUUUGGGGAAAGGGGAUGGAUUGCUGGCGCAGUCGGCAGAUGAACCUUGCGGCAAAGGACGCCUCUACUUCGCGCUGAAUCCAGCGGAGGACAACCACACCAAUCAUACAGUACUUGGAGGACAACCCACCUGGAGCUUCUCUCAGCUGCGGAAGGUCACACUGACGGAGGGUGUGGGACCUUUGAAGCUCUGCUUCUGUGAGGCACCAGGCUGUGGACCGGCUGCUCGCAGCGACGAAUGGCCGGAACUGCCCAUGGCGCGCUACUGCCAGGAUGCCGGCACCUUUCCUCUCAUGGGGCACUUGGAGGUUCCGGCUCUACAGCCUGCUGUAGAGCCGCUGGCGGUACACCGGUGCCUUCGGAGCUGCGUGGCGGGUGAGACGACGUUGCGAUGUGCAGUGCCGUGUGAGCUGGGACACUGGAGGGUGAGCUGCCAAGAGGUCUCUAUUCACCAAAAUGGCAGCUUCUACUUGGCGCCUUCAGCUAGAGACCAAGAACGACGUUGUGAAAUCCCUUGCGCUGGCCCUGGUGCAGAGGGAAGCCAGAAAAGACAUCUCAUCUGGAGCUCUGGCCGCAUUUCUGGAAGUUGUGAUCCUGAGAGAUCUGAGGCAGUCGGUGAUGGCAUCCAGGAGGAGGGCGCCAAGGCCUUAGCCUUGGCAUUGCCUUCGAGCUCGUUGACUCGGCUGGACUUGAGUGCUCACGGACUCUCCGAUGCCGGAGUGAAAGCUUUGGCUAAAGCCUUGCCUAAGAGUCAACUGACUGAGCUGGAUCUGACCGACAACGGGAUCCACUUGAGCGGAGUCAGCGCCUUGGCGGAGGCGCUGCACGAAGGCGCCCAGCUCACCAAGCUGCUGCUGUCGAAGAACCGCCUGGGAGAAGGAGAAGUCCAAGUCUUGGUCGGGGCACUUGGGAGAAGCCAGUUGACCUGGCUGGGUCUCUCUGAAAAUGAUGUGACGCACGUCGGGGCGAUUGUCCUUGGUGCAGCACUGCCCGAAACCAAGCUGACCGUGCUUGAUCUCACUGGGAAUAGGAUUUGCUCAGAGACAUCGGGCGUGCAUGCUUUGGCGGCUGCAUUGACCAAGAGCCAGCUGAAGCAGUUGAACUUGGGCAGCAACAGUAUCGGUGAGGCUGCUGAAUUUUUGACGUCAAGCUUGUCGGAGAGUCAGCUGACUGAACUGGAUCUCUCCGACAACGGUUUAGGGGAAGCUGAAGUGCAAGAUUUGGCUCACGUGCUGCCGAAUUGCCAACUGACUAGCUUGAAUCUUCAGUGGAACAACGUGGGGGAUGCUGGAGCCAUCGCUUUGGCGCCCAAACUUGGGAAGAGCCAACUGAGAGAGUUGAAUCUCGAAAGAACCCGUAUAUGGCGCUCGGGAGCUAUCGCCUUGGCUGCUGGCUUGUCAGGCAGCGUGUUGACCAGCUUGUGGUUGUCCUUCAACAAUCUGGGCGAUGGCAUCCACUCUCUGGCCAGAGCACUGCCUGGAAGUCAGCUGAUGGUCUUGUCUCUCGCGCACAGCGGAAUGGAGGUGGCUGGUGCCCAAGCGAUCGCGAAAGCACUGCCUUCGAGCAGAUUGACGGAGCUCCAUCUUUCAUCGAACGAACUGGGCGAUGCCGGGGCGGAAGCUGUCGGGCUGACCUUGCCCCAGAGCCAACUCCUUCACCUGGACCUGGCAGAUAACGGUCUCAGUCAUGUUGGAGCACAUGCUAUUGCGCUCGCACUGCCUAAGAGCCAACUGACACACCUGGAAUUGUCGAGCAAUGGCAUUGGAGACGCGGGUCUCCGAGCGCUGGCGGAUGUUCUGGUGCAGAGCCAACUGAAAGAGCUCGACGUGUCUCAGAACAGAUGCUGAGCUUUGCGCAAGAACCUGCAGGGUGUCAGGUGUUGAAAGGACCGGUUGAUUUGUGGCUCUUGUAUGAGGUUAUUGCCUGAAAAUGGGAGGCCCCAAACGAGAGGUUUGGUUGUCUGGAGGUCCCCAUUUUGUACUCCACAUCUGAGUUAGGCUAUUUUCGGGAAGACUUGGAGAACCUGCAGGGUUUGACUCAAUUUCCCCUGUACUAGUUGGGCUUUGUGGGGAUAUGGACUUUUGAGCCAUGCCCAAAGGGAUCAUUCAUUCUCAGAGAAAAAUGGACACGGAUGAACGGGGGUGAGAUGUGCAGGCUGGUUCAAAAAGUAUUUUGGAUCUGAAGAUGGGGUGCUGCCUUGAAUUUAGGCAACAUGUUCACCUUGACAUUCACCGUGGCUUGAGAGCAUGGAGACUCGCAGUUCUUGGAGGCUCUUCAAUGCUCAGGAGGGCUCCAACCUGCAUGUAGAAGGCCAAUGACAAGUGGAUCAUGAGCCACAGUCAAAGCCAUGUGAGACGACGAACCCGUUCUAGUUCAGGUGCCAAUGAAGAAAUCCUGUGAGAAUGGCAGACUAGUUGGCAGACUUUCACAGGGAUAUCCGUUCAUGAACUACAGACAUUUGGGUGCUCCUUUCCACCGAGCAAGGGCAGAUCGGACGUGGCCAGUUUGAAAGAGGGUCAUCACAGUGGAUGAAUGUCUUCCUCUUAGAACUGGACAAGGUAGGGACUGUUUGUUGGUGCAGUGGGUAUCUUUCCGAGGCCGUUCACCAGUAUGAUUGACUCCAAUAAUCACUCAUCUACCAUAGGAAACUUCCAGUUGAAGGAUGUUGAAGGUGCUUGCCUCACCAAUCCAGACUCUCCUGGCCCAGGCUUUGGCGAGGACGCGAAAGGGGAGCUGCUGAAAGCAUGUGGCACUGCCCAUGUGAAGUGCACCGCCCACUGAGUGGCCUGCUGAAGUUCGAAAAACUGUGACAGGGAGAAGGGCUGGUGACAGCCCUGCUGGCUUGGCGAAACACAUCCCAAGUGUUGGCUCAAAUCCAGUGGUUCAUCAAAAAAAGGGUCUGUUGGAUUUGCCAAAAGUUUG